AAUGAUUUCCGAUUUCCCCCCAAAGCCCGCCCAAUGUGAGAGAAAAGGCAGAGCCGGGAAAUGUUUUUGACUUCCCAAAUUUAAAACAAAAACCCAAACAAAAAUCAAAUUCCAAAUUCCAAACUUCAAUGCCAUGGCAAUUCUCAGAACCGCGCAACUUAUAGCUUUUGAAUUUAUGGGAAAUGGCGCUAUUUCUUACUCUCGCUCGCUACAAAAUCACUUCCUAAUCUCAAACCACUCCCUCCGUCCUCCCCUCUCUUCUCUUCUCUCUCUGCAAUUACACUCCCUUCCCAUUUCCGCCUAAAUCCUCCAACUACGAGGGCUAUGGCGGAUCAGGAGAACUCCGUGCGGAUCACAAGGGCAGCCAAGAAGAGGGCCGCUGCUGCCAUGGCCGCGUCAGAUUCACUGCAGCUUCCGCCCAACAAGAAGCGUGUGGUCUUGGGGGAGCUUCCCAAUUUAUCCAACGUCGCUGCCACUCCGGCUGCUGUGCCCGCUUCUGGAGCCCAGAAGCAGAAGUUUAGGCCCAAGAAGAAGGAGAAGGUGAAGGCGGCGGUGGUGGCGCCUGAUGUUGGUGCCAAGUCGGAUGAUCCGCAGAUGUGUGGGCCUUACGCUACUGACAUUUACGAGUAUCUUCACAGCAUGGAGAUGGAGCCAAAGAGAAGACCAUUGCAUGAUUACAUUGAGAAGGUUCAGAAGGAUGUGAGUCACAAUAUGAGGGGGAUUUUGGUGGAUUGGUUGGUGGAGGUUGCAGAGGAAUACAAGCUUGCGUCUGACACUUUGUAUCUGACCAUUUCUUACAUUGAUAGAUUCUUAUCUUCAAAAGCUCUCAACAGGCAGAGGCUCCAGCUAUUGGGUGUUUCUUCAAUGCUCAUUGCUGCAAAGUAUGAAGAGAUCAGCCCUCCACACGUGGAAGAUUUUUGUUACAUAACAGACAAUACAUACACCAAAGAGGAGGUGGUGAAGAUGGAGGCUGAUAUUCUAAAAUCUCUUAAUUUUGAAAUGGGCAAUCCCACAAUAAAGACAUUUCUCAGACGGUUCACCAGGAUUGCUCAAGAAAAUUACAAAACUCCCAAUUUGCAGUUGGAGUUUCUGGUUUAUUACCUUGCAGAGCUAAGUUUGUUGGAUUAUGGAUGUGUGAAAUUCUUACCUUCCAUGGUAGCUGCAUCAGUUAUAUUUCUUUCAAGAUUCACACUCCGUCCAAAGACACAUCCUUGGUGUUCAAGUCUGCAACAUCAUUCUGGAUAUAAACCAUCAGAGCUGAAGGAAUGUGUUCUAAUUAUACAUGAUUUACAACUGAGUAGAAGAGGAGGUUCUUUGGUGGCAGUAAGAGAGAAAUACAAGCAGCAUAAGUUCAAAUGCGUGGCAACAUUGUCUUCCCCCUCAGUGAUACCGGUUUCUUAUUUUGAAGAUAUUAAAGAAUGACAAUUAUGGUGUGAUGCGGUGUUUCAAUUGACAAUGAAUCUGUGGGAUAUUCACCUUUUGUAAAGCUUGGAAUUACAAUAGAGGUUCCUGCACCCCUGCACCAGAAGUCUUAACAUUUUAGGUUGAUUAGUUGAUCUUAUUGAUGGAAGGGAACCUUGGGUCGGAUUGAAUUCUUUGCCAUGGACAAAUGGUUUUUGUGCCAGUUUUUCUCAUCUAAUGCUGGGAGACAUCUAUCUGGAACUUGAAUAGGCUGGUGGGCGCUAGCAAUCAUUGAUAGUUAUCCCCUUCAAGGAUAGAAGUUUUAUUAGAUUUUAAAUUCCUAUCAUAGAUGAUGUUGACAUAAAAAAAAAUUGCUUGGUUCUGUUUAUAGCUCCAGUUUGUAAUGCUGCAUGGUGAACUUGUAUGCUUGAAUUUUGAAGCCUCCAAUUUCAGGAUCUUAAAAUGAUGUACAAGUCAAAUAUUGAUGAAUCAAUAUCUACCUAGAGAAGCAUUACUGUCA
Messenger RNA from Vitis vinifera (wine grape), 1921 nucleotides. RefSeq names its product putative cyclin-A3-1. Gene Ontology annotation, biological process: regulation of cyclin-dependent protein serine/threonine kinase activity; mitotic cell cycle phase transition. Gene Ontology annotation, molecular function: cyclin-dependent protein serine/threonine kinase regulator activity. NCBI's taxonomy places the organism in Eukaryota, Viridiplantae, Streptophyta, Magnoliopsida, Vitales, Vitaceae. Gene Ontology annotation, cellular component: cytoplasm; cyclin-dependent protein kinase holoenzyme complex; nucleus. The transcript has 8 exons. The record is from RefSeq and is a predicted model, not a curated record. Bases 325 to 1422 code for a protein of 365 amino acids.